AAUACGUACGAUACCUGGUGCAUCAUCUAAAAGACUCUUAAUUCUUUUGAUUACAGCCUUUUGAUCGUGUCCUAAAUUUAUUACGGAAUGAUUUCUCAACUUCUUUUGCAAAUACCCUUUUUCUUUAUUUGCAGGAUUUUUCGAUCAAAUUAUCAACUUCAUACAUCUACACUUUAUACUGGGUAAAUAAAAUAGAGAUAGAUGCUUUGAUCACUUUAUCAUUAAUGGCUUGCCUAUCCCGAUAUUAAUGCUCUUUCUUUAUUUUCCUGAUCAUCAGACUAAAAAAGAAAGAAACAAACAAAGAAAGAAAUACCUUACGAUCAAUAGAGCUGGGAGACGUACAGUGAAUACCUACUAGUACAUUUUAGGUAACAAAGUUUGCAAUACGUAAAUGUAAUCAGGUUCCUGUAAUAAGACAGCUAGCUUAAUUAAUUGAUUCAUAUACAUAUAUAUGAUCUCACUGUAGCAUGCAUUAUAAAGGCGCCAUUAGGCAACACCAUUUUCCUCACCGAAUAUAUCUUAAGAAUUUGAAAAUGAUGAUUCUGUGGGCACUUAUCGUACUCAUCAACAACAAUGCUUGUAUCUAUGGUCGGCAGUUGGAGCACAAUAAUCCAGCUGUACCAGUAAUGUCAGCAGCAUCAAGGUUCCUGCUUGAGAGCGCACCUGCAAAAACUCCUCUUCUUGAGGAGGGUACCAGAUGGGCUCUGUUGGUGGCUGGUUCCAGGGGUUAUGUAAACUAUAGGCAUCAGGCUGAUGUAUGCCAUGCGUUCCAAAUACUGAAGAAAGGUGGACUGAGAGAUGAAAACAUGAUAGUAUUCAUGUAUGAUGAUAUUGCAUUUAACGAAAACAAUCCCAGGCCUGGUGUUAUUAUUAACAGUCCAGGUGGUCAUGAUGUCUAUGGAGGAGUCCCCAAGGAUUACACUGGAAUUAAUGCGACAGUCGAAAACCUAUAUGCUGUUAUACUUGGGAAUAAAAGUGGUGUUACCGGAGGCAGUGGAAAGGUUCUUGGUAGUGGUCCCAACGACCAUGUUUUCAUAUUUUAUACUGACCAUGGAUCUCCUGGAAUAAUCGAGAUGCCUUGUGAUGAAGUCGUUUAUGCUGAUGAUCUCAUCAAUGUCCUCAAGAGAAAGCAUCAAGCCAAUGCAUAUAAAAGCAUGGUAUUUUAUCUGGAAGCCUGUGAAUCUGGUAGUAUGUUCGAAGGUCUUCUUCCCAAGAGUCUAAAUAUUUAUGCAAUCACAGCAUCAAACUCAACAGAGCCCAGUAUGGCGACUUACUGCCCCGACUACAACCAUACUUCUACGACAUCAUAUGAAUAUGAUGUUUGUCUAGGGGAUGCCUUUAGUGUUUCUUGGAUGGAGGACAGUGAAAAACACGAUUUACGGUCUGAGACUCUGGGGCAUCAAUUUCAAGUGGUUAAGAGCAGGACAGCAGUAGAAACCCCUGAUGGCGGUUCCCAUGUUAUGCAGUACGGCAAUACGUUACUUAGUAAGGAAAUCUUAUACACAUAUAUGGGUACAACUAUAAUACCAAAUGAUACUUACACUUGGGAGGGUGCUGCUCCUCCAACCCUCAAAUCCGUAAGCCAAUGGGAAGCAGACCUCCUCCAUUAUAAGCACAAGGUAAUUAGGUUGAUGUAUAGUAUAUCCACUAUGAUUGAAGUGCGUGACGUGGUUGAUUAUUCUACUGUGAGGCUUCAAGCGCAGAAACAGUUACUUGAGGAGAUCAAUAGCAGGAUGCUUGUAGACAACAGAGUAAAUCAAAUUACCACAUUUCUUUUGGGCACUCAACGUGACAUUUCAAUGUUGCACACUGCUCGACCAAAAGGAAUGCCCCUUGUCGAUGACUGGACCUGCCUUAAGACAAUGUUUUUAUUCUUUGCUCACUCACAGGUAAAAGUAUAUGAGGAGAAUUGUGGAUCUUUGUCGAGGUAUGGAAUGAAACAUAUGCGAACAUUUGCUAACAUGUGUAAUGCAAGGAUUACAGUAAAGGAGAUGAAUGCAGCAGCAGCAAGAAUCUGCAAAUGAAUUUCUGCCUUUUUACAAAGAAGCAGCUUUCUGUUACCAACUCAAGAUCCUUUAGUAUAAGUUUUAUUAUACUCUGUUGUUGUU
This is a messenger RNA of Erythranthe guttata (spotted monkey flower), 2108 nucleotides long. The record is from RefSeq and is a predicted model, not a curated record. NCBI's taxonomy places the organism in Eukaryota, Viridiplantae, Streptophyta, Magnoliopsida, Lamiales, Phrymaceae.